Molecule: messenger RNA, 9116 nt
Organism: Lymnaea stagnalis (great pond snail)
Lineage: Eukaryota; Metazoa; Mollusca; Gastropoda; Lymnaeidae
Source: the annotation of a GenBank genome assembly
AGUCAAUCUCCACCAACACAAAAACAGACAAUGUCAUCUUGUGAUUCUUUGGAACAUCAGAUUGAGCAGGAGACUAUAAAAAUGAAAGCACAAUCAGUGUGGUAUAGCUUCAGUAAGAUUUUUUGCCAUAUUUUGUUCCAUAUUUUAUGUUUUAAAUUAGCUGAUAUAAAUGCUUAAAAGUAGGUGUGCCUAUUCAAUUACAUCUGAUUUUUAACAAAAUUAAUAAACUAUUAUAGAAGCUCCCAAGACAAGAUUCGAUUAAAACCAUCUACAUUUACAUUUGCAUCAUUCUCAGGGUUCCCACACAGUCAGGAAAACAGGAAAUAGUUGGGAAUGCAUUAAAUAAUUUUCCCAGUCGUGAGAACAGAGAAAAUGGGCAUUCUAGUAACAAAGUUUUCUGCCAAGUCGAGAAUUAAAAAAACAAACAAAUAAUAAUAAAUUUGGAUUCCAUGAAAAUGGACCUUAAUUGUUAACCUCUUCUAUUUUUAGCCCUUCUGUUAUCAAAAGGACUUGGCCACAAUACUAGUUGUUUUCCUUUAACUGCGCGUGCGUUUUGAGCUUUAGAAGUUUAAAAUACGAAAUUUUGUACUGUACGUAGACAAGAAAUACUUUUUUUCUGUUCAGUUCAUCGAUCAAGAGAUGUUUGGGUAAGUGAAAUGUAAAUAGUAAAUAAUCAUUUGAUUCUAGUUUUUAAUUGUUAGGUAAUCAUUAUAAAUAAAAAAGAUCACUGUCUAAAAUGACUAAGCCUUCUGAGCUUAGCCUACUUUGUUUUAAGUCAUAUUGAUUUUACAAUGGUUUUACUGUAUGUGUAAUUUAAAAAUACUGUAUGUGUAAUUUAAAAAUACUAGCGCUAUCCUAAUUUGAAUUAGCUAUACAAUAAUAAUAAUAGUAGUAAUAGAAGCCUUCAGUAUUGGUCAUAUUUCUAUCCCAUGACCAAAGUGAAGGAAUUUGAUUUUAAAAUACGGUAGGUUGCCUUUAUCUAAAACAAUAACAUCGUCAUGUAUUUAUUUUUAAUUAGAGUUAGGUUGUUAAGUUUAAGUACGAAGUAGGCCUUCUAAAUAGGCUAAUAUUAUUAAGUUAUUAUGUGAUAUUAUUUUUUUCAUAAUGUAGUUUACGGUAACUUCUGAACUUCAUUUAAAAGUUAUUAAAACUAGUUGAUGCACCUAUUAUCCAUUGCGCAUAACACAUAAUUGUAUAUACAGUGGAAUCUCUCAUAACGAGCAUAAUUUGUUCCAGAAUCUUACUCGUUAAGCGAAACACUCGUUAAACGAAACAAUUUUUCCCAUUCAUAUCAAUGUAAAAUACGAUAAUGCGUUCCAUGCUGAGAAAAUACCCAUUUUUCAAAAAUUUAACAUUUAUUCAAAUAAAAUUACUUAUGAAUUGUUAAGGAGUGUAACAACUUGGAAUACAAUUUAGAUUUGAAACAAAAAACGUAAAUAAUAUGAAUUUAUGACGAAUAAUUAAUCCUUUUUAACUAUAAAACUGUCUAAAGACAUUUUUUUUUGCAGACGCUUCAAAAUUUGACGAAAAUGUGUCACAGCAUUAUCAUUAAAUAAAUCUGUAGCACGAAUAGCCACCUCCUUAUUAGGGUUAUGCUUCUCAAUGUACGAUUCAACAGUUUCCCAUGCUUUCAGCAUUUCUCUUAUUGUGCUAGAAGAUUGUUGCUCUGCUACUUCCUCCUCCAUUAAUGAGUUCUCCUCCAUAAUUUCUUGCUGUGAAACACGAUGCAACGCCAUAAGCUUUCGGUGGUCAACUUUUGACUGUGCUCUUUCACAAGCUCUUCAAUAUCCUUGUUGUCCACCUCGAGUCCCAUGAUAUUGGCCAAUGACACAAUCUCGUUAACUGUAGACUCCACAAGUACUGUUUCAAAAUCACAUUCAACAACACUCUCUGGCCAAAGUUUUUUUCCAAGCAGAAGUGAAGGAAAAAGGGACUUCCCCUUUCUGCAUAAAUCGUUAUGCGAAAUUUCGCUCGUUAAGGGAGCAACUUCUUCACAUUUUUUUUGCUCGUUAUGCGAAUAACUCGUUAUGAGAGGUGCUCGUUAUGAGAGGUUCCACUGUAUUUAGUUCUUAUUUGUAGACUAGUUAUGCACACCUGUUUUCUGGUUUUACAUGACAGAAUUAAUGCUAUUAUUCAUAAGCACAGUGGGAUAGGCCAGGUUUUUUUUUUUUUUUGGUUUUUUUGAUAUUUUUUUUAAUAUUUUUUUUUUUUUUUUAUUUUAGAUUUUUUUUUUUUUUUUUUUUGAGGGGGGGGGGUGUGUGAGGUUUUUUUUUUUUUGGGGGGGGGGGGGGGGGCAACUUUGGAGACAAAAAAAUGUAGUGGUGUGUUCGAGAAAGUCCUGACUAUGUCAUUUCAUAUGCAUAUGCCUAUCUUAGUAUCUCUUCUGACUCUAUAUUAGUUUAGUACAGGUAUAAUAUAGUCUAUAUCAUGUAUGCCUUAAUAUAAACCUAAUAUGAUAAUAUAUUGAAUCUAUUUUGUUUCACUUUGCACAGUUUAGGCUAAAUAAAAUAAUGUCCAACAGUUCCUUUAAAGAUUGAUGUUUAGGACAGUAAUCAUGAUUGAACAAGUCAUCACUGCUACACUAUUACUGGAAACAUCGAUAUCAAAUAAAUUUGCAGGACAGUUCUUAUGUGCCAUUUCAAGAGAAAAAUAUUUAAUAAACGUCAAUCAUCUGAUGAGAUGUCAUCUAUUAAGUUCAACUUCAGCUUAAUCAUCUACUUUAGCUGUCCACUUCUGCAACUUCUCCAUCAAGCUCCCACUUUAUAUGUCCAAAUAACUAAACCUUUAUUGGAAAGAUUUUAUGGACACUAACUAAAGUAUGUUGAUUCAAACUAUCAAUAUUCAUUGUAAGAAGAAAACCAGGACUCCAUAUAUGAAGAGAUGCUUUCUGCUUGUGGUGGCUAUAUGCAUGUUCUAUAAUCCCCCCAUGUUUCCUUAGCCCUUUUAAAGUUAGCAACUUGUCAAGUCUAAGUAAAUUGAAAAAUUGCUAGGAAAUUUAAUAAAUAUUUACAUGUAUACACCUUUGCAUACACCUUUAUUGCUUAAUUUUAUUCAUAUGUGUUGUAUUUCAACAUUGUUUUUACUAUUACAAUUUCAUGCUUUUUUUUAUAUUAUCAACAAAACCGUCGCUUUGCAAUUAUCAGGAUUUUUUUUUUUUAAAGUUGGGAAAAACUAUGGAAUUUUGACUUCAAAAAGAGUGGGAACCCUGAAUUCUGGAUACCGUAUUUUCGCGCAUAUAAGAUCACCUAAUUUAUAAGACACACCCACAUAUAAUAUGCGGGUUUUGACGAUUUAUGUAAACAAAAAUUACAUAAGAUGCACACCGCCUAGCCAUCUGCCAUACUGAGCAAUUUAUAUACCCAUUUUUAAGACGCACCCUUAGUGCGGGGUGCGCAAAACUUUGUAUAAGAUGCAUCUUAUGUGCAUGAAAAUAUGGUAGUGUUUGUUAAAACUAUGCAUAGGUUUGCCUAGGGUUGGUUGGCUUCAAUACUGUGCAUGCCCUUCUGCAACCUAAAUUUUUCGAAGUGAGUGAACAUGCACAGCGGGAUCUUAAAGAGCUUCAGCUUAGACAGUGUGUUGCCAGGUUGCCACUGCACUAUGUGGUGGUGAAACUUACCCAACAUAUAUUUGUGGCUUUCACCCUCAUGAGAAAGAGUGGUUCACAAAUCUUUGACCCGGGUGGGAGUGGGAGAUCAGGGUGUCGUUUUCUAUAAUAUGCAGAUGAGAUAGCCAAACUCCCCUUUUUAUCUGUUAAAAAAAAAAAGGCCCAUACAGAUUAAUUUGGCAGUUAACUAUCUUCUGGUUAAUCUGUGUAAACGUAAUUACAAGUUAAAAGUUUUCCCUUCUGUUACAUGUUUUCAUGUGAUAGUACUUGUUAUUUAUUUGCAUGUGAUGGUAUUGUGGCUGUGAUUUUUUUAUAAAACCACCAUCCUUUUUUUAAAAAUGUGUGCCAAGCCUCUAGGCUUUACAAGGACUGUUGUGACAGUUUUUUCAAAAUGUUAUUUGUGUUGUGAAAAUUAUAUCUUCUUUCAUCUAUUUUCAAAGGAUGGAAUUUUAAGCCCAAACAGACCAUGAAGUAUGAUAGCCCAUUGUUCAUGUUAGGAAAAUGCUAUCACAGACGGAAAGAUGGUAAGCAGAAACCAACUACAAUUCAUCUUUAAUUAGUGUCAUACUGAAUAUUAAGAAAAACAAUAUGUUACUUUAAUAAACCAAGUAUAGAAAACCAGGACUUUAUAUUAAACAUAUACACUAACAUAAUAAUCUUUGGGUGUUUUUGAAAGUGUUGCUGUAAAUAAUUUUAAAUUUAAUUUUUUUCCCUUAUUACAACAUGAUCAUUGAAGCUAAAAAUAGCUCUUAAUGGUUUAAAUUUAGGAAUAAUUUUCUAUGUGCUUUCUAAUUGUUCAGUGUCUAAUAAGUAGAUAUUUAACUUAGCGUUAGGGUGAAUUUUAAAAAAUCCCACUUUUGUUUUGAAAUGUAACAAAAAGAUCCUAGUACUGAACCAGAAGAAGGGCAUUUCUUAAAAGAUUUUGCGAGUCGCAUAUGGUUGACCUACCGUAGACACUUCUACCCCAUUCCUGGAACAAGCUUGAAUACAGAUUGUGGCUGGGGAUGCAUGCUCCGCAGUGGACAAAUGUUGAUUGCACAAUGCCUAGUGACUCACUACUUAACUAGAGGUACAUUUGAAUAUGGUUUUUUUAAUAAUUCCGAUUUUAAAUCACAUAAUGUAUGUUACAAUUAUAAUUGUUAUAUUUAAAUUUUUUUAAAAAUGUUAUUUAUAUUUUAAAGUAAUUUUUCGGGUUCAUUCUCAUAUACAGGAAGAGCACUAGUUUUGGAGUGAACCAUUUGUCUUUCUGUAUUAUUCUGUUAUUUAUUGUACCUAAUGGGAUCACAUUGACUGCUUCAAUGGGUAAGUGGCUUUUCUGUAUACGUAAAAUCAUUUUCUGCUCCAGACUGGAGGCUAUAUGAUUCACAGACAGAAACUCAAACCACAUUCUACAGAGAGAUAAUUCGUUGGUUCUCCGACCCAAUAGACACCCCAUCAGACAAAACACCUUUCUGCCUACACCAUCUUGCCAAGUAUGGUCUUAAUCACCACAAAAAACCAGGAGAAUGGUAUGGACCAACUUCAGUUGCCUAUAUUUUCAGGUAACAAUAUUUACAAUAAUUUUCAUGAGAAUUGUAACCAAUAUGAAUAAGUUAUUCUAUGAAGUUGAGAAAUUCCUUUGAAUUGUUGUCUUGCUAUUUUAAUUUUUAAACACACAUUGUUUUAAACAAAACUAAGAAGUUUAUUUACAGAUUUCUUAAUAACACUAUGCUCUUCAAGAAAUAUGUAUGUCAUUUUUUUUAAAACCCAAUAACGCCUUACAGAUAUAUUUCAUUAUUUUUCAGAGAUGCAUUCACACACGCUAGCCAGUCACUCCCAAUCCUUAGUCAGCUGUGCAUCUAUGUAGCCCAAGAUUGUACAGGUAUUAAUGAAUCAUUCUUAUCUGAAUUAGUAUAUUAUGGUAAUGGAUGUAAAGGAUAAAAAAGCACAAAGAAGAAGAGAAGAGUGAGAUUAGAUCACAAGGUGCAUUAAAUUAAGGCUUAAAAUAUCUAUGAGCAUAAACUGGUAUAGGAAAUAAGUUUUUGUUUGUUUUUGUUUGUUUGUUGUUAUUUUCAAAACUGUUCAUAAUGGUCUAGAACAAUGGUCAAUUUUCAUUAUUGUAUGUUUUUACCUCAUUCUCUAUAGUAUAUAUUAAGGAUGUCAUUAACUUGUGCACGUCCAAGCAAAGAUCAGAAAGUAUAACCAGUUCGUCUGAUUCAACUCAAGCUGAAGUUAAUGGUGAUACAUUUUCUGAGGUAAACAGUAAUUCUAUUUCUUUUUUUUUUCUGCCUUAGAAAACUUGAGAGGUUCCAUAUGAUAGUUUUAUACUUAAACCAACAUUAUUUGUGACUUGUAGUGUCUCUGAUCUCUUUCAGUUAUUACGUGUGCACCUCUAAGCUUGUCUCUAAAAGUUCCUAUUAGUUUUUACAAUUUUGAAAGCUGUUUUUUUUAAAAAAAACAAUUUAUUGUGACUCAGAAAAUUGUGUGUGGGUUUAAGUUGCAGGGUUCCAAUGACACAUGGCUGAGGUCUCUGAUAAUCCUAAUCCCAAUGAGACUGGGCGGUGAAGUCAUGAAUGAGAUUUAUGCUCCCUGUGUGAAGGGACUCUUGUCUCAGAACAACUGCAUGGGCAUCAUUGGGGGCAAACCCAAACAUUCCCUGUAUUUCCUGGGGUGGCAAGGUGAGUAAAGUAGUGCCAGUUAAAAAUGUUCGAUUUUAUGUCACUUGCCAUUUUUCUCCUUUUAUUUAAAAAAAUAUAUAUAUAUAUAUAUAUGGCCGAGUGGUCUAAUCUGAGCAAAUCUCAAGUUGGUGGUCUCGAGUUCAAUUCCAGUCAAAGUCCAGUCAAGUAAAAACAUCACCAGCACCCCGGGACUCCUUAACCUUGGAUGGCAAGAGAAGGAAUCUCUGAAUUCGAACCCGGAGAUGGAGGCCUGUAGGUGGAUAAUAUUGGAACAAAGAAAAAAAUCAGACAACUCCUGUGAUGCCACUGGUGCCAAGCUGUAUCAUCCACAUGACGUUCCCUUGGGUUAUCCAGCGGCGUGGAGAGAGGGGAUUUGCUGUUGGGAACCAUCUUAUAAUCCUAGAAGAGUAAUCCCAGGCCUUGUGGAUUUUGUCCCGAGAAGUCUUCACUGUCAGCAAAAAAAAAAUUAUAUCAAUAUAUUAUUACAUACUAUACAUAUAUAUAUUAUAAAAAUAAAAUAUAAUGCCAAAUUUAUGAUAAAUUAUGACUGGCAACCAGUUGUACACAUAAAUUGUCAUGCAACGCAUAGUUUUUCAAUAAUUUUUUUUUUCAAAAUUUUAAUAUUGUCGUCCCUCGACAUAGAGCAGUUCACUUUUCGGCAUAUGUGUAUUUUUAUUUUAUUAUUUAAUUUUUGCAGCAUAAUAGACAUUUUCUAGCCUUAAAUAAGUUUGGGAAAGGUUAAUAACAAUGUGGAAAAGGUUUAUUAGAAUGUGGGAGAGGGUUUAUAAAGCCUUAAAAUAUAUUUAAAUAAUUAAUUAUAAGGUAGCUACUUCGCAUAUUUUCUCCUUUUGUGGGGCGUUCUGGAACCUAACCCCUGCGAUAGAUGAGGAAACACUGUAGUGAUCAUUUAUUUUAGGGUACCUCAAGCUUUUUAAUUUAGGGGUGCGGUUCACUGUCUCUCAGACGCUGUUGGAGGUCGGACUGUCAUUUGAAAAAUAUAAUGAUUUCCUGCACAUAAAUAUGAAGUCUAAAAAAGGAAAAACCCCACAAUAUUUAAAAUGAAGAACACUUUUAAGCAACAUAAAGUUAUUAGUAUUUCAGUGGGAAGUAUAGACUUGCAUUUGGAUAAAUAGAUGGGUAAAUAUCUAUUUCCAUAUACAUCACUGCUACCCGGGUCACAUUAAGUUACAAUAUCUUUGUUCUCUAGGGGUAAUUUAAUUAUUCGACAAACCAAUGAUUCAUAUAACAAAUGUCUCUUUAUUUAAAUAAAGAGCAUCUUCUUUCAUCCUGUUCUCACUCUACAACUCUAUUACCAAUACUCCAUUACUGCUACUCUAAAUAAACUAUAACAAAAUUAACGUCAUAUCCCAUACCGGUACCCAAAUACAUCACAAAAUACAAAGCAUAUAGCUACAAAAAUACUCUCAGCACCAAGCACGCACGCACAAAACACCAACGAAUCAUUAACACCAGAGUCAGGUUGGAUCUGGGCAGUGGGCCCUAGCUUGAGGAUCCUUAUUUAUAUGUGGUCAUGUUACUGUAAGGUUUAAAAAAAAAAGUGAAACAUUUUAAGAUGUUUUUAAUUUUAAAUUCUGAUCUACAUUAUUCUCCUGCCUGAAUAGCCCAUUUGUUGAUUGAUUUCACAUCAUUAUGAAGUCAUCACUAGAUGCUUUUAAAAUGCACAAAGAUAUUUCAUGCCGUCAGUCAUCUUCUUACUGUAGUGUUCUUUUAAAAUUUUGUAAUUUACAGAGGAUAAACUUAUCUACCUUGAUCCUCACCUUUGUCGUGAUGCAGUGGAUAUCAAUGAUAAAAAUUUUAGCAUUGAGGUAAGUAGAAGGAUUACCCAUAUCUGAUAGUGCUAUUUCCCCUUUUUUUUUAAAUGAAGAGAUGCAGCUUCAUUUUAUUUAAUACAGAUUUUAUUAAAUCACACAGCAGAUACUUAUUUGUGUCUUUAAAAAAUGGGCUUCUUGAUUUUACUUAAAAAUCUUAGAAUAUGCUAAAUUUGGAAGCUAACCAUUAGGAGAUGUGGUAACAGACAGUUGAAUGUCACCUGAAGCAAUUUCACAAGGGCUUGGACAUAAAUUCUAAAUUAACUAUUCAACUUUUUUAAAAAUGGCUUUAUACACUGAGUUUAAUUGUUCUCUAUCAUUUAAAAUUUCUAUUUUUUAGACCUACCACUGCCUGUCCCCUAGAAAGCUCACUAUAAACAAAAUGGAUCCCAGUUGCACUGUUGGCUUUUACAUUCGCAACGCACAAGAGUUUAAAAAAUUUGUCCAGGAAGUAAAAGAGGUAACCCAUUUUUAGUUUUCCUUUUCACACAUGCAAUUUGUAGAAUUUCUGAUUUUUUUUUUCCAAUACAUUUUUUGUAAAUAAAAUCUGACAACUAAAUUUGAGGUGCUUGUCUGUUUCCCAAAAUUUAACUCAUCUGUUUUUAUACCUUCCCACACAUAUAGAGGGUCACAAUAUUACUAGUCAGAAUCUGCAAUUAAUUAGGCAAACAAGCAAUACAAGGAAGCCAGUUUAUAAGUUCUCCAUGACAUUCUGUCACUUUAGAGUAUGAAUAAAACCUAGUUUAAAACAAUAAUAUCUAAACUUGUGAUAUGUUUUUACUCGUCUUCAGUACAUCUCCCCUCCAAAGCAACGAGGGACAUAUCCAUUAUUUAUUUUCUCCGAGGGAAGUCACCAUGAUGCAUCGGGACAAGACAACAUUUUAACAGAUAAAGGAAGAGUGAGGGUUACACAUUAUCAUUUGGAUGAAAAUGGACAAAGGAAGCGCACAUUUUCUAAAGAUUCAGAAGAAUAUGUCAUGCUCUAAAAUGCAGUUGACGUAGUCCCUAGGAUAUUAUUAAAUAAAC